GCUCGUUCAUUGAUUUACCAAAACGGUAAAUGAUAAACAGUUUAACCGUUAUUCCAAAAUUACUUUGGAUAAACAUUGAAAUAAUCCUAAUUUUAAUUUUCACUGCUACCUGCGCUAAAAAACCUACGGAUUUUUUUCCCCGAAAGGAAUCUGACAUAUGUCAGUGUCAAAAUAUGAUUCAUACAUGGUUUUGAAAGGAUUGUUGAAAACAAAACAUUUUUCCACGGAUGUGAAGUGAAUUCUAAAAUUGUAACGAGAACAUAUAGAAGUCUGAAUGAUUUAAAUGAAAUGAUUUUACCCUAAUAGUUCUUAAUUUAUGCACAACAAUGCAAAACGCAGAUUCUCAGAGCACUAUUGCAAAAUCCUCUAGAGAGAACAUUCCUUUGAUCUUGAAAACGUCUAAUAAAUCGAUGUGGAGCUGUUUUUGUUCCGUUUUCAAAAGAUGCUGCGGUCCAAGGGAAUUGAGGUCUCGCACCAUUUUGCUGGGAAAACCCACACAAGGACAAUUUCCUGCCAAUGCUAUAAGGAAUCAAAAAUACAACAUCAUAACUUUCUUGCCGCUUGUUCUGUUUCAGCAAUUCAAAUUCUUUUUGAAUUUAUACUUCUUAUUGAUGGCCCUCAGCCAAUUUGUUCCUGAUAUUAGAAUUGGAUAUUUAUAUACAUAUUGGGGACCACUGUGCUUUGUUUUACUAGUUACUAUCUGCCGAGAAGCAGUUGAUGAUUUGAGGCGGCAUAAAAGAGAUCAAGAAGUAAAUAAUCAGAAAUGUAAAAGGCUGUUAAAUGAUAGGAAUAAACUUUUUGAAAUAGUACCAGCAUCAAAAUUGAAGGUUGGGGAUAUCAUAAUGGUUGAUAAAGAUGAGAGAGUACCAGCUGAUUUGAUUCUCCUUCGUACAACAGAAAAAAGCGGAGCCGUUUUCAUUCGUACAGAUCAGUUAGAUGGAGAAACCGAUUGGAAAUUGAGGCUAGCAGUACCUCAGACACAAAAGCUAGGUGCUGAUCAUCAAUUGUUUGAAAUGGAUGCCAGUAUCUAUGCUGAAAAGCCUCAGAGAGAUAUACACUCGUUCAUUGGAACAUUUACCAGGUUGGAUUCUCCAAAUUCCGAUGAGAGUUUGGAUCUCGAAAAUACCUUAUGGACUAAUUGUGUAAUAGCUUCCGGGCAAGCACUUGGCGUUGUAAUUUAUACAGGUCCAGAGACCAGAUCUGUAAUGAACAAUUCACAACCACGUUCUAAAGUAGGUCAAUUGGAUCUUGAAAUCAACACCAUUACUAAACUCCUGUUUGUGGCUGUAAUCGGAUUGGCACUGAUUAUGAUGGCUCUUAAAGGGUUUAGUGGACCCUGGUAUAGAUACAUGUUCCGAUUCGUUCUACUUUUCUCCUAUAUCAUACCAAUCAGUUUGAGGGUCAAUCUUGAUAUGGGUAAAUCAUACUACUCUUAUGCGAUCGGAAAAGAUCCUGCUAUGAAAGGAACAGCUGUAAGAUGUACUACAAUUCCAGAAGAACUAGGAAGAAUUUCUUAUUUACUCUCUGACAAAACGGGAACAUUGACUCAGAAUUCCAUGGUACUGAAAAGAAUCCACCUUGGUACUGUUAGUUAUGCAGCCGACACAUUUGAUGAUAUCAGCAUGAUAUUGAAAAGUGCCUAUUCUUCAACCGAAAGUGCUACGAAUACGAUGGGUAGUAAAUUUCGAAGAAUGGAAAAUACCAGGGUGGUCGAUGCAGUGCAGGCACUGGCAUUAUGCCAUAAUGUUACCCCUGUCUAUGAGAAAAACGUUGAUGGAGAUGAAGAUGCUAGCGAUUUGAGUUCUGUGAUAACCGAAGUUGAAGCAGAUCAACACAUGCGUUCUUCCGAUAAUGACAAUGUAAUUUAUCAGGCUUCCAGUCCAGAUGAAAUAGCAUUGGUUAAUUGGACAAGGGGGGUUGGUUUAACAUUGAACAACCGGGAUUUGACUUCAAUACAGCUUCAAGCGCCUGAUGGGAGGUUUUUGAAUUACUCCAUUCUCCAAGUAUUUCCGUUCACAAGCGAAACUAAAAGAAUGGGUAUCAUAGUCAAGGAUUUGCAGUCUGGAAUGAUUUAUUUUUACUUGAAAGGAGCCGAUGUUGUAAUGACUUCGAUUGUACAAUAUACCGAUUGGUUGGAGGAAGAAGUGGGAAAUAUGGCAAGGGACGGCCUGAGAACGCUGGUCGUAGCUAAGAAAACUUUGACAGAAGAACAGUACAGAGAUUUCGAACAAAGAUACAAUGCCGCUCGACUUUCAGUUUCUGAUAGGAUGAGUAGGGUGUCACAGGCUAUCGAGUCUCUGGAAAGAGAGAUGGAACUUCUGUGUGUAACCGGAGUGGAAGACAAAUUACAAGAAAAUGUGAGACCGACCCUGGAACUUCUAAGAAAUGCCGGUAUCAAAAUUUGGAUGCUCACUGGGGAUAAAUUAGAAACCGCAUGUUGUAUUGCGAAGAGUUCAAGGCUGGUAUCCAAAUCACAAGGAUUGCACAUACUGAAGAGAGUGGUCACCAGGACCGAUGCUCAUUUGGAAUUGAAUGCCUUCAGGAGAAAACAGGGAUGUGCUCUGGUAAUAAGUGGAGAAAGUUUGGACGUUUGUCUGUCAUACUAUCAGCAAGAAUUCAUGGAAUUAGCUACUGCCGCACCAGCUGUUGUGUGCUGUCGGUGCUCUCCGACACAGAAAGCAGAAGUUGUGCAACUGAUUCAAAAACACACAGGUAAGCGAACGGCAGCUGUGGGCGAUGGUGGCAACGACGUCAGCAUGAUCCAGCAGGCGGACGCUGGCAUAGGCAUAGAGGGUAGAGAAGGAAAACAGGCCAGUCUUGCUGGCGACUUUAGCAUACCGCAGUUUUCACACCUCUCCCGUCUUCUUCUGGUACACGGCAGAAGAUCCUAUAAGAGGUCGGCUUCUUUAGCUCAAUUCGUCAUUCAUCGAGGAUUGAUUAUUUCCACAAUGCAGGCCGUUUUCAGCACCGUGUUCUAUUUGAGUUCUGUAUCAUUGUAUCAGGGAUUCCUGAUGGUUGGAUAUGCAACGGUUUACACGAUGUUUCCGGUAUUCAGCUUGGUACUUGAUCAAGAUGUCAGUGCUGAUAUUGCUCUAACAUAUCCGGAAUUAUAUAAGGAAUUGGCAAAAGGCAGAAGUCUUUCUUUCAAAACUUUCUUCAUGUGGGUGUUGAUAUCCAUUUAUCAGGGUGGAGUUAUAAUGUAUGGAGCCUUGUUACUCUUUGAAGAUGAAUUCAUCCACAUAGUAGCCAUCAGUUUCACAUCUUUGAUAUUAACUGAACUGAUCAUGGUGGCCCUCAACAUAAGAACAUGGCACAUUCUCAUGAUACUCGCGGAAAUUUUCUCAUUUGCCUUAUACGUUUUAUCCUUGGUUGUGCUACAUGACUAUUUCGAUGCCGAAUUCAUUAAAACGACAGACUUUUUCUGGAAAGUGAUCUGCAUCACAUUGAUAUCCUGUUUACCACUGUACAUACUUAAAUUUCUUAGAAAGAAAUUUUCUCCACCCAGCUAUACUAAACUUUCCUAAACACAUCUUAAAGACUAAAAUUAUCGCCUGUUUUGAGUGCGUCAUCAAACAUUUGAGUGCAGGGAUACUGAAGCAAUGCGAAUAAUAUCAGUAAAAAUUUUUUUUAUCACUUGCACCAUGUUUAUGUUGAAGUGGAAUUGAGAAUGAAGAAUAUGUCUUGAAAAAUAACUAUCAUUACAUUAAUUUUAUUUUGAAAUAUUUUUCAUUUUAUUAGACAGCAGUAUUUUACACUUAUAAGAUUUAAACAUCAAAAUUUUUUUAUUUCGAGUUGGUAUUACUAUUAUUCCAUCAUAAAAUAAUGUUUAAUUUCCCACAAAAUAAAAAAUUCUAUAUUUUAUUUUAAUUUUCAUGUUGCUAAUUAUUCUUCAAUCCUAUCAGUUGAAUAUAUUUUUGUUUCAAUAACUCGAUAUUCUAUGAGAAUAUUUUUCGUAUGAAAAGUUGGGCAACUCAAUUAAAGUGCAUGGUUUUUAUUCAAAUAUGGUUCCACCAAUUUGUCAAUAUGGACAGAGAGGGGGUUCUGAAAUUUUCGAGACGCUCAAUUCAACAGUUCAAUCAUCUCUAUACAGUAACUUGAAUUUGGUCAUCUGUGAUAAUUAUUUCUCCAGUUUAACUAAUAUAUUUUUGGUAAUAUUAUUUAUUGAUUAGGGUUAUUUCAUCUGUUCAAUUUCUGAAAAUGUUAAUGUGUCUGAAAAAUUAUGAAUAUCAUCAAUGCGUUUUUAAUUGAAUUUUUGUCUAAUAGUGAUGAUCUGUUGCAAAUAAAAUCAAUUAAAAUUUUCAUCUUAUGCUUCCCUAAUUGAAAUAUCAAUUGAAUUGCUACAAGUGCAAAUAAUAAUCUUCCCACUUUUUAGAAGCAAGUGUUUAAUUAAAAACUUUGCGUUUCUCUUAAUGCUUGUUUCAUUGAAUUUUUAGGAGUCUGACAUUAAUGUUUUGUAGAUUUUGUCGCUUUUAGUGAAUAACUAUUUUAUAUUGAAGAGUUAUAUAUUAUAUGUACACUGUUAAAAUUGAGUGAAAUUUCAAUAGUUUAUAAUUUAUGUAUUAAUAUAUUAUUAUUUGAAAACUA
Coccinella septempunctata (seven-spotted ladybird) is the source of this 4584-nucleotide messenger RNA. RefSeq names its product probable phospholipid-transporting ATPase IIB (gene Atp9b). Gene Ontology annotation, biological process: endocytosis; retrograde vesicle-mediated transport, Golgi to endoplasmic reticulum; phospholipid translocation. NCBI's taxonomy places the organism in Eukaryota, Metazoa, Arthropoda, Insecta, Coleoptera, Coccinellidae. The record is from RefSeq and is a predicted model, not a curated record. Bases 327 to 3524 code for a protein of 1065 amino acids. The transcript is spliced from 16 exons. Gene Ontology annotation, molecular function: ATP hydrolysis activity; ATPase-coupled intramembrane lipid carrier activity; ATP binding. Gene Ontology annotation, cellular component: trans-Golgi network; endosome; plasma membrane.